CUCUGCUGUCAGGCCCAGCUAGCUGUAAUGCUUGUCCUUAGUGCCUCACUUCCUUGGUUUCUUACAGCAUUUCCUGAGCACAAAUUGAUAAAACAUUGACAUGCUUUGGAAGAGGAAAAAAGGCACAGGAAGCUGAUGUUUAAACUCUCAAUCUUACGGGGCCUAGAAGGAGAAAAGCUCCAAUCUUUUUCUACAAAUUUGAAGCUGUACUCACUUCAGAGUUUUAAGCUGUUAAAUUGUCUCCUGUGAAAGGACAAAGAAGGGAUCCUAACAGUUCUUUGCAUACAUGAUGUGGACUCUGCAAAAGUCAUUGCUACUGCUACGAACUGACUAAACGUCGUAUCAGGAUGUGAGUCUGCAUUGCCUGUUGGCUGAGGCAGAUUCACUGGGAUUUUUUUUUGAAACUGGUGGUUGUUUGCAGACAGCUCUUGUGGUAAAGCAAUUUAAGGCACAGGUUCCUUAAGUCAUCUUGUUCACCCAUGAAGAACAAGGGAGCAAAACAGAAAGGAAAACGGAAGGGAGCGAAGGACACUGCGUUUGGUUGUGACCUAGGUGACUACUUACAAAACUCCGGACAGGAUGUUCCUCAAGUCCUCAAAAGCUGUGCAGAAUUCAUUGAAAAACAUGGAAUUGUAGAUGGGGUCUACAGGCUCUCAGGAAUUACAUCCAAUAUUCAGAGGCUGAGGAGAAAAGUUCCUGCAAAGACAAAGAAAUGGAAAUCCAUAUUUAACCUGGGACGAUCAGGAAAUGAUUCAAAGGGUAAACUAAGCAGAAAUGGCAGUGUGUUUGUGAGAGGACGUCAAUUUUCAGAGAAGGGCAACAUUCGACCUGCUAAAAGCAUGGAAUCCCUUUGCUCUUUGCCAAUAGAUGAUGAUGAAAAAGGGGGUCGAUUUAAACAUGCUGCAACGCUGGGAGGUAACCUUUCCCCAUCACUGAAAUCUUGCACACUUGGCUCAGGAGGUUCUUACGGUCUAGGUAGGAGGCACAGUGAUUGGGAUCAGGAAGACCUCAUUGGUGCUAUUGGAGGACGUGCCAAUGUCGUUAGUGAAGAAACGCCUGACAAGGAGUCAGCACCACUGAGGGCACAGCCAGAGCAGCUGAAGGUUUUUCGUGGAGAUGCUUUCAAUAAGUCAGAACCCACAUCACCAAAGACUAGACGGCUGUUUUAUUCAAACAAUCCCAAUGAUUCUUCAGCAAAAUCUAACUUCCCAGGUAACUUAUUUCCCCCUGAAGCAUCGCCACGACAUCAUAGAAAGCCAAUGGCAUUGAAUAUAUCUGAGCCUUUUUCUGUGUCUGUGCCAUUACACAUCUCAGGAAUUAUCAGCCCCACCACCACAUCCUGUAGACAACCACAAAAUCUAAAAGACUCAGCUCUUCAAGAAUCAACAAAUGGAACAUCUCAAGAUGAAAGCAGUAUUCUACCAGUCACCAAAGACAGAGAAGGAGAUCCUCACAGUGAGCAGUCCAAUUCAGAAAACCAGAAGCCGAAUGAUGACCAGGAAAUUGAGAAGCCCCAAUUGCAGCCUGAGCCACUCACUGAUGAUUACUCAAAUUCAUCGUCACAAGACCAGCCACAACCUUUCCCUACUCUGACAAGUCAACACUCUGAUCCAUUACAGCUCACACCCUCAAUGUCAGUGUCCAGUUCAGCUGUUCCUCCAGACCUCGGUGAGAAAACAACACUGGAUGGAACAUCAGCUGCACUCCUUACAAGGCAACCACAUGAAAAUGGACAUCAAACAGAAUGGAGCUAUGAUAUGGAAGAGCAAGUGGCAACUAUACAGGACACAGAUUCAUCUGCCAAGGCAUUCAUAGAACAACUGUGGCCAGAAACGAAAGAGCUUGAAAUCAGGGAACCUGAGGAGGUCACUGCAGUGAAUAACACUCAAGAAAAGGUGGAGGACAGGCUCAUUCAGCCUCAUGACAAGAGUGAUAUUGAGGACAAGUCCCUGCCUGGCACAACAGUAAAGCCAAAGUUUAAAGGACCUCAAAGAAUACACAGUCUUCCUGAUCUCUUCUUAUCGAGUCCGCCUCCCAUGAUUGAAAACAGCACAGAAGUGUUGUGCCUGAAUGCCACAAAUCACAUAAAUUCCAGUGAAGCAAAUAGCACCAAGAUCUCUGAUCCUAGUUUGGCUCAGCCACAGCUGAGUCCAUCUACUAAACCCUUGAGUGAGUGCUCAAAGACAGAGAUUUCUCAACCAAUAUCAGACGCAAAUAUUUUGAUGGCACCAAUCGAGAGCCCAACCAAAUGGUGCACAGGAGUUUCUAUGGGUUCUUUUAUCUCAAAUUAUCCUGAAUCUAAUCUAGAUCAACAAAAUGAUCCUAACUCAAAUGAAAAGCAUCAAUGUCUGAUUGCCCCCAUUGAAUUAAAGCCUUUGGAGCCUUGUGAUCAGGAUGGAAUCUCUAACAAACUUGAAUCAGAUGCCAAUGUUUCAGGAACAUGCUUAGAAGAUGUCUUCUCCAUCCAAGCAGAACAGGCAACAGUCAAUCUGUCAAACAACGAAUGUGAUCAAAAGGAGCAAUUGGUAGGUAUUCAGUUCAAUCAGACACCUGCAGAAGCACAGACUGAAGCCAGUGAGCUCCUGCAACUGGAAAACUGCAUGGUCAAUGAGACUUUAAAACUGUCUGGCUCCCAUUCACCCCAGCUGGAUCAAGAUGCGCAAGAUGGGAAAGAAUGUUCGACAUUAAUGCCUCCAAUUGAAAUCCCAGGUGAAAGGCAGGAGUCAUUAUUACCUGAUGUUUGUACAGAUAUAAUAGCUCCUAAAGAUCUUUACAAUCAUUCAUCUCAAUCUGCUAACAAAUAUAUUGAGUGGAACAGUCAAAGCCCAGAGUUUUCUUCACAAAUCUGCAAUGGAGAGUCUUUUGAAAAUAGCUCUAAUCUAACCAAUUCUGUACAGUUCCCAAAUGAAGUGGAGGGAAUCUCUAUACAUGACCAGCUGCAUGUUUCACUAACUGAAGACAAUUCAUUAUCAUCAAAUGAAUCAGACAGUUUAUGCAUUAUAAAUGCAGGGGUGACACCAUGUUUGAAGCCAACAGAAUCUGAACCCUUAAGGAUAACAUCUGAUAGAAGUGAGGAGUGCUGCUUGAAGUCUAAUGAUGAGGCCUCAUUACUUGUCUUAUACCCCAUGGUUAAUGAUAAGCCUCCUAUCUCUGAUGGUUGUACUAUUCAGUCAAUCCCAAUUGGUGUCACUGCUGUUCGAAUGACUUACAUGAUAAAGACAUGUCAAGUCAAAGCCAUUCCGGUUAUUCCACCAAAACUCCAGUUCACCCAGAUCCCCCAACCUUUGGCAAAAAAGAAUCUCUCUUCCCCUGCACUCCCUUUGGAUAAAGUGUUAACAAUUUUGCAACCCAUUACAGCACGUGAACGGAGCAGUCCUGAAAGCAAACGUAGAUUGGAUUUUUCUUUAAUAAAUUCUUCAGCAGCAGAAUGUAAAGAUGGGAAAGAAAAUGGCCUAUCUGGACAUGAAGGUUCUACCACUUCACCAGAUACCUCACUUAUGCAGUCCAAAACCACCGAAGCAACACCAAUUGGGAAAAGAACCUGCCAGUCAAAUGGGGAAGAUGUAUUCAACAAUCCAACAUCUUCUAGAAUGGAAAGAUCUCCAGUUCAGCAAAAACCUGGGUUUCUGCGGCAUGCACAGCACAGAUCAAAGGCAGGUCGGCCUCAAAGCCUCAUCCUAUUCAGUCCACCCUGGCCUAACAUGGAACGUCCUUCUCCACUAGACACCAACAAGGUGCUUCUUAGUCCAGUGCAGUCCAGCCCUGAACAACUUUCACCAUUAGAAUUGGAUCACUCAGCCCCUGACAGCUACAUGCAUGAACUUAAUGACAGUCAGAAGGGACCAGAUGGUGUUACACUCCGAAGCCGAAUGAGCAUGCCAAAAAAUGGGCAGAGGUUGGAGACCUCAACAAGUUGUUUUUACCAGCCUCAAAGGCGGUCCAUGAUAUUUGAAAAUAGAGGGGGCAGGCAAAUUGAAUGACCCCCUUUCGCUGAUUCUACAAACUUCAGACUGGCAAAUACACAAGAUUUACUUGUUAUGACAUUUUUCAAUCACAAUCUAAAUGUAUUCUACCAUCUACUGCUCAAAUGUCUGUGAAAGUUUGAAAAUAUGCAUUAGAACAAGCACAAAACAUAAGAUGUGAUGUAGCUGGAUUUGUACAAGGUGAGAGCUACAGGUUAUUUGGAUUAGGUCUUUCAUAAACAAAAUGCACAAACCUGAGUCUAGCGCUGGAUUACAACACAACUUAACCAUGUAUGAGUUAAAAUGAAUCAGGAUAAAUCCAAAAUAUACAAAGUAAUGACCAAACAGUUCUUUAAAAGUACAUUUCAUAUACCUACUCUAAACUAAAUCUGUGCAACAAAUGUGAGGAUGAGGUAAUUACUGUCAAACUGUACAGUACUCAUCUUGCUAACAGCUCAUUUCUCAUUUCAGUAGAAUGGGUGCCCUUGCCUGAUUUGCUACAAGGGAUGCAUUACUGUAAUAUUUAUUGGAAUUUGUAGUGAAUCUCAUAUGAGGAUAAGUGGAGACAUUUUACCAUGAAUGUUACGAGCAUGGAAUUGUGCAUCAUUGGUGUUUUAACACACUUAAUGAUUGACUUCAUCAACAUCCUGUUUUGUUUAUUGCUUACUUUACCUGUUGAUCUAUUACACUUUGUAACAGAGCAACUUCAGUUCAAAUUAUUGUACUUUUCAAAUUUAUACUGAUCUAUUAUACCUCAUAGAAAAGAAAGCUAUGGAGAAUUGUGUCACUCAUUUUUUGGCUAAAGCAGAUAAUCUACAAAAGAUAUACUACUGUUUUAUUUAUCUAGAUUCAGCCAUCUCAGAGGAUAGACAAUAUCAGUGUUUUUCUGUAAAUGCUUCAACAUCUCAGUUUCAAUGUUUAUGUCUCUCUCAUGUAUUGAAAUUAUUUCUAUAUUGUCAAAUAUUAAAUGUAAGUAUGUUUUCCAAUUCUGAGAAUUAAAAUGUUUUAAUAACAA
Rhincodon typus (whale shark) is the source of this 4977-nucleotide messenger RNA. It is a transcript of the gene arhgap31, whose product is annotated as Rho GTPase activating protein 31. Gene Ontology annotation, molecular function: GTPase activator activity. The record is from RefSeq and is a predicted model, not a curated record. Gene Ontology annotation, biological process: small GTPase-mediated signal transduction. The coding region runs from base 480 to 3980 and encodes 1166 amino acids. Lineage: Eukaryota; Metazoa; Chordata; Chondrichthyes; Orectolobiformes; Rhincodontidae. The transcript has 7 exons.